GCUGGGCAAAAUUAUGAACUUGUGUUCCUCGGGCGCAACGGCAUCGACCACAUCGUUAUCGUCUACGGGCCAGGCGGAAAAGAGCGGCGGAGUUCCAGGGGGAGGAGCAGAAGGCGGCGGCGGAGGAGGAGGCGGUGGAAGCGGGAACGGCGGCGGCAAGAUCAGCGACGGUUCCUCCGAGGGCACAACACUCUGCUUUGGCGGUGGUUCGGGCACAGCAGGUACGAUCUCCGUUGCGGAGGAGCUAUCCCACAAUAAUAUCCCUGCCAACGGAGCGGGAGGAGUGAGUGCAUCCAUCGCAGGGGGACAGCAGUCGACUGGCAGCAACGGACACAACCAGCUACACAACGAAAACAACGCAAUCAUGCCGCCCGAGACGCGUCCCAAAAUGGUGACCGUCAAGCAUCCGGAGUCCAACAAGCCCAAGCCCACCACCAAGAAAAGCAAGCCCAUCCAGGCCGACCAGGACGUCAUCAAGGCGCUGCAGCGAUGCCGUGAUGAAGGCAUCAAGCGCUUGGACCUGAGCAAAUCCUCGAUCACGGUGAUUCCCAGCACGGUAAAGGAGUGCGUGCACCUUACGGAGCUGUACCUGUACAGCAACAAGAUCGGCCAGCUGCCGCCGGAGAUCGGAUGUCUGGUGAGCCUGCGCAAUCUGGCACUAAAUGAGAACUCGCUGACCUCUCUGCCGGAGUCGCUGCAGAACUGCAGUCAGCUAAAGGUGCUGGAUCUGCGGCACAACAAGCUGGCGGAGAUUCCGCCGGUGAUCUACCGGUUGCGCAGCUUGACCACUCUUUACCUGCGCUUCAACCGCAUCACCACCGUGGCGGACGAUCUCCGCCAGCUGGUCAACCUAACCAUGCUGAGUCUGCGGGAGAACAAGAUCCGGGAGUUGGGCAGUGCUAUUGGGGCGCUGGUGAACCUCACCACGUUGGACGUAUCGCACAAUCACCUGGAACACCUGCCCGAGGACAUUGGGAACUGUGUGAACCUGAGCGCCCUGGACCUGCAGCACAACGAACUUUUGGAUAUACCUGACAGUAUUGGGAAUCUCAAGUCCCUGGUGCGAUUGGGCAUGAGAUACAAUCGAUUGAGUAGCGUGCCGGCUACUUUGAAGAACUGCAAGAGCAUGGAUGAGUUCAAUGUAGAGGGCAACGGGAUAACCCAGCUGCCGGAUGGAAUGCUGGCUAGCUUGAGCGGUUUAACUACCAUCACACUCUCGAGAAAUCAGUUCACCAGUUAUCCAACUGGGGGACCAGCGCAGUUCACCAAUGUUUAUAGCAUUAAUCUGGAACACAAUCGAAUCGAUAAGAUUCCCUAUGGGAUUUUCUCGAGGGCCAAAGGUCUUACCAAGCUAAACAUGAAGGAGAAUAUGCUGACGGCGUUGCCAUUGGAUAUUGGCACCUGGGUAAACAUGGUGGAGCUGAAUCUGGCCACAAAUGCACUACAGAAGCUGCCCGAUGAUAUCAUGAACCUGCAAAACCUUGAGAUACUCAUCCUGUCCAACAACAUGCUCAAGAAAAUACCGAAUACGAUUGGAAAUCUGCGGAGGCUGAGGAUACUCGACUUGGAGGAGAAUCGUAUUGAGGUGUUGCCGCACGAGAUUGGUCUGUUGCACGAGCUGCAGCGACUGAUUCUGCAGACCAAUCAGAUUACCAUGCUGCCGCGCAGCAUUGGCCACCUGGGCAACCUGACUCACCUGUCUGUUAGCGAAAAUAACCUGCAGUUCCUGCCCGAGGAGAUUGGUUCGCUGGAAAGCCUGGAGAAUCUGUACAUCAACCAGAAUCCCGGUUUGGAGAAGCUGCCGUUUGAGCUUGCCCUGUGCCAGAAUCUGAAAUAUCUGAACAUUGACAAGUGUCCGCUGAGCACGAUUCCUCCUGAGAUCCAGGCGGGCGGGCCAUCGCUAGUGCUGCAGUGGCUCAAGAUGCACUCGCCGUACCGCCAGAUGUGAGAUGUGGACGGCGUUUGGCGCACCGUCUACGUGGGCAGCGACUGCUACUACCAGUAUGAGCUGCAGACGGUGAACCAGGCGCCCGGUGGAGGUGUUGGUGGUGGUUGCGGUGGAGGAGCACCAGGAGGAGGAGGUUCCGCAUCCAGAAGCAACGACCGUCGCUAACGGUGCGAUCUCAGCUAACGGGCGAGAUCUUGUAACCAUUCUUAAUCCCAAUCCUUGAGGGGGAAAACCACAUUAGAUAAGGGUUUUAUUUUCGACUUAUUAAAACCAACCAGAGUAGGUUGAACGUAUUUUGUUCUUGAUUUACGAUUUGAUUUUUAAUCCUAAAUACAUAUAUUUAUUUUUUUAAAUAUAAUCUAUAUAAACCUUAAGACAGCCAAACUUAUGACAAUUUUUCUUUAAUUGGUAUUUCCAGCUUUACAAAAUAAUAGAAAUUAAAUAUAUAUGAUUUUAUAAGACCUAAAUAAAGUUGACAGAGUACUUGUUUGACAAAGUUUGACGUAAUCUUCAACUCUAAUUAAGAGUCAACGUUCAUAAAAUAAUAUUAGUCUGAUGCGAACAAACUAAAUGAUUUUUAAAUAUUUUCGAAAAUCAAAAUCGAUUUUUUAACCCUCUAAUGUGGUCUUCUAAUUCGACUGGAGUGCGUUGGCUGACAAAACGAUAGCUUUAACACGUUAUACCAUGUCCCGCGUAUUGUAAACUGCCCCGAUUUGCUUUUUCUUUCUGUGUUCAAGUCCAGUUCAGAGUCCACACUUUAGGUUCUAAUUUUACUCAUGCUUCCAAGCUAGUCAAAAAUUUAAUACGCGAAAUAAAACGAAAGUGAAUUGAAAGCUUUAAUCCUUCUGUUCGAUCUUUGGUCAUAGAGAAAGCAAAAUCUAACGUUCAAAACUACACAAAAAUACGCAAGCGCCAAGGAAUUGUUUGAAAACAAAAAACUAAGAAAACUAAAAAUAAAAAGUGGUUAAGAAAUUAUUAAUCUGUAUACAAAUAAAUCGUAGUCGUAUUUUGUAAAAGCAAGCGCAAAAAAUCUAAGCAACAAGUAUUAAACUGUGUGUAAUUUGUUUAAAUGAAAUGUUUGCUAGUGUGUUUUUUUUUGUGGCGCCUCUAGGCAAGUUCGUAUAUACAGUGCUAUAUAUAUGUCUGUGGACUAUAUAGAUUGUCAUGACUUUGGCGCAGCUAAUAUAGAAUUUUGUAUGUCAGACUAAGCAUAAAAUAACCACGUACUGUACUACAGCCAUUUGCAUGUUUGGCUUUAUGGCAUUAAACUAGCAAAAGAUAAUGUUGUAACUUCAUCAUAUUAAUGUCGGUAUGUCUGUAAUUUUGUAUGAACCUUAAAGAUGAUUUAAAUGCAUUUAGUUAUCAUAACCAUAAUCAACGAUAUUUGUAUGGCAAGUAAAAAGAGUUAAACAUAAAAUAAUUUUGUAAAAUGCCACAUAACUGAUAAGCGCAAAAGAUAUCUAGAGAUAACAUUGACUCAGAGUUGCUGUUCUAGCGAAGUUGGAUUUAAACAAAAAUAUAUACAAAAUUGGAGAAAGGUGUUUUGACAGGAUAAAACUGAAACAGAAAAUAUUUUUAUUCAAUACUUAAAAAUAGAAACGGAUAUAAGAUGUUAAAAUAUCCAGAAUAUAUUAGUAUAUUUAAGUUGUAUUAUUUUUUUAAAUUAUAAAUUUUAAAACGUCUCAAAACAAUUUUGUUUAACAAGUUUAAACACCGAUCUGCCAUUAUUGUACUACUCCAUUGAAUCAGCUCAAAAACUAGUUACAAAAAUUGAUUUAUUUAUUUUUAUAUCGUAAGCUUAAUGUCUUAAAACACAAAACAAAGAAGAAAGAUAGAAUUUUGAGCUACUUUCCGCUGCAAUGCAACGCAAAUGGGCUUUAAACUUUAAAAAAUCUUUAACAAAAUCAAUAAAUCAACGAAGCUAACUUUAAAUGUUUUACAUCCAUACGUAUUUACACUAUACACUUACGAUCAACUUUUACACGACUAUUUUUUGAGGAUAACACUCAAGAACUACACGUAUUUAUUUCAGGACUCCAUGAGAUAUGCAUAGUACUAUAUGUACAUAUAUUUUUCAAACAAACUGUAUGUGGCAGGGUAAACUAAUCUGGCAAAAGUAAUUUAAUUACAACAAAAAAAGUCUAAUAGUAUGAGAACAAAAGUAUAUUUCCAACGGUACAAAAAUGAAAACGUAAACGUAACAUGAAUACAAAUAAAUGUUAAACUAAUAAUCGCACACUAGAAUAAUGAACACACAAACAAAAACACGAUGAAUUCAAAACCAGAUAUUGGCGAAAUUUCGAGCCAAUCGCAAAUAGAAACAAUAAAUGUUAAAUGAGGUCAAGUUAAAUGAAAGUGAAAUGUACAAGUUAUAUGGUAAACAAGAUCAAGUCAAAAUAUAAUGAUACUCCUAAAGAAAAAACAUAUUUAAGCAUACCUACAUAUUUGCAAAAUAAAAAGAAAGAAAAUGUUAAAAUA
Messenger RNA from Drosophila rhopaloa, 4426 nucleotides. RefSeq names its product leucine-rich repeat protein soc-2 homolog (gene Sur-8). Gene Ontology annotation, molecular function: protein phosphatase 1 binding. The record is from RefSeq and is a predicted model, not a curated record. Lineage: Eukaryota; Metazoa; Arthropoda; Insecta; Diptera; Drosophilidae. The transcript has 2 exons. The coding region runs from base 14 to 1948 and encodes 644 amino acids.